AUGCCAAAUUCGGUGCCAUCAUUUUUCGCUAAUCCAUUCAUGACACCAUUUAUGCCACAACAAGCUGCUACUGCUAUAACUGCAACAUCACUAGGUGGUAGUAGUAAUAGUGGUGAUGGUGGUAGUAGUAGUAGUAUUGGUGUAAUUGAUUCUUCUCAAUUAAUCGGUUCGGAAAACGGUGAUUAUCGAAGUAAUCCAUUGCAAACCGGUAAUUAUGUUAUGCAAAGUUUAAAAUGUCAAGAAAUGAUGCAGCAUUAUAUUCAAAGUUUAAUGGCAGCUGCAUCACAACUUCCUGGCAAUAAUAUAUUAUCAGAUGUUACUACUACUACUACUACUAAUACUGCCACUAUCACUACCACUGCUACUACAACAACAACAACUACAACAAAUGAUCAGCCGAUAGAUGACAGCCAGGAGCAAUUAUCCGUUGAUUCCGCUCGUUUCCCGCUGGAUUUCCCGAAUGCUUUACCAGUUCUGAUUCAUAGUAUGCAACAACAGUUAUAUUUAAAUAAUCCGGCAAUAUCACAAUAUGCUAAUUCAAUUCCGAUUUCUGAGACAAAUUUAAUUAUUUCAAAUAUAUCAAAGGAAAUCAAGGAUGUGAAAGAUGGAGAAGAGGAAGAGGAAGAAGACGAAGUAAAUGAAAGUAAAAAUUUCACAAUGAAUGAUAGCGAAAGCAAUGAAAUGAAUGGACAUAAUGUUGCAUUAUCGGUAAAACAAGGUGAUAUUACUAAUUCUGAUGAAAUUAAUCAGGAGAGUGAUAAUAAUCAUUCAACAACUGAUAUUAUACCACUGUCGAAUAAUGUUGCAAAAUGUUUCAACAGUAGUAAGAAUGAUGAUGGUUUAUUAUUGGAAGGAAAAAAUGUGAAAAAAAGCGGACAUUCAGAAAUUAUCACAAAUGAAUUAUCAUCGAUUAAUUCUACGAAAUUAUCUGAAACAAUACCAUCAUCCAAAAUAACAACUUCGAUUUCUUCAACAUCAACAAAAAACAUACCCGAAUCAUCGUUAUUAACAUCAUCAUCAAAUGAUAAAAGUAACGGUGUAAACACCGUUCAGGAAGAAGAAUGUCGAACAUCUGUUUUGAUCAAGAAACAAAUGAAUGAAAUUGAUAAAGAAAUUAAUCGACGAAUACAAAAUCGUAAUAUUAAAAAAAUUGAUGAAAAUGAGUUGGCUCAACUUUUGAAUUCUAUCAAUAGUUGUAGUUAUCAAUCUGCUUGUACUCAACUACAGUAUCCAUCAGUAUAUGCUCAUUCAUCUAAUACAACAGAUCAGAGCGUUCUACCAUUUGGUGCCGGUGAAAUCAGAAAAUCGGAUAUUUCAACAUCGAAACCAACAUUGGAACAACUUCGUAAUUCAUUUGCUCUACCAGCUAUAGCACCAUCAAAUUCGAAUUUACCAUCACUUACACCACAAUCAUCCUCGUAUCAUUAUGAACAUUAUUCACAACUGCAACAACAACAACAACAACAACAACAACAACAACAGCAAUUUCCAUCACUCCAUUUAGGUAUACCAGGUGGACAAUUAACUGAUACCACUGCUAUGGUACCGUCAAAAAAUUGCUGCUCUACAUCAUUACCAACUACUAUGAAACAAUUUACACAUGCAGCUGCAGCUGCAGCAGCUGUAGCAGCAUUUGGUACCAUUUCACCACAAUCAUAUCCACAAUUUCAACCAUAUUUUUCAACACCGCCACCUCCACCACCACCACCUCCACCACCACUGCCAUCGCAUGCAUAUUAUUUCCCCAGUACACAUCAACAUAUUUCACCACAGCUCGCAGCAGCAAUUUUACAACAAUCUCAACAUGGACAAGCAAUGAAUAUAUUUUCUAAUUUUCCAUUUCCACCACCAUCACAAUCAUCACCGUCUACUAUUGAUAGUAAUAAUUUUAUCACUGCUGAAAAUGAUCAACAAUGUAUGGAAAUAUCAGCUAAUACACAAACGAUAAGUACGAUGACACCAAUUAUUACUGAUAUUACAACAAGUAAUGGUGAUUGUUUGAAACAAAAAAUACCACCACCACCACCACCACCACCACCACCACCACCACCUCCACCACCAUCAUCAUCAUCAUUUUCAUCAUCAUCAUCAUCUCUAUCAUCAUCAUCUUUAUCAUUAUCAUCAUUAUCAAAACCUGUUCCAUCAUCAUCAUCAACAACAACAGCAACAAUAACACCAGUAACAACAGUAUCAGUAAUAACAACAACGACAACAACAUCAAAUGCACAACAAAAAUUAUUAAUUCAACAACAAAAUGAUACACCGAAUAAUUAUCAACAACGACAUCGGAAAUAUUCACUUCAAACGACUUCACAAAAUAAUUGGCCCGGUGAAAGUGAUUGGAUGGAAAAUGAGAAGCAUACAUCCGGUAAAGAAAAUGGAAAUAGUGAGGAAAAUGGUACAGGAGGAGAACCUAUUUGGGUUAUGAGAGAUUCUUAUCUGAAAAGGAUUCAAAGGGAAGAAAGUCAAAAUAAUGAACAAAUUAUGGAAAUGAAUAAAAGCACCGAAAAAUUAGAACCAGCAUCGGAUGAAGUGAUUAAUGAAACUGACAGUUUGCUAGCAAAGGAUGAACAAGGUGGUGAUGAUGGAAUUAAAACAAAGAAAGGUUCUAAAAAGGAAGUUAUGGUACAUGAGCCAGCAGUACUCAUUGAAGGUGUACUAUUUCGAGCCAGAUAUUUAGGCUCAACACAGUUAAUUUGUGAGGGAAGGCCAACGAAAGCAAGUCGUAUGACACAAGCACAAGAAGCGGUAGCUCGAGUUAAGGCACCAGCGGGUGAAAUUCAACCAAGUACAGAUAUUGAUUUAUUUAUAUCAACAGAGAAAAUUAUGGUAUUAAAUACCGAUCUUCAGGAUAUAUUAAUGGAUUAUGCAUUAAGAACGAUAUCGUAUAUUGCGGAUAUCGGUGAAUUGGUUGUUUUGAUGGCGCGUCGAAUGUCACAAACAUCUAAGGAGGAUUUAUCUAUAAAUACACCUCGCGUGAUAUGUCAUGUCUUUGAAUCGGAUGAAGCAUCAUUUAUUGCCCAAUCUAUUGGACAAGCCUUCCAGGUUGCUUAUGUUGAAUUUCUUCGUGCUAAUGGUAUCGAUGAUCCAUCAUAUUUGCGUGAAAUUGAUUAUCAGGAAGUAUUAAGUUCACAAGAAUUAAUGGGUGAUGAAUUGGAGAUGUUUGCUAAGAAGGAAACUCAAAAAGAUGUUGUUGUACCUAAAAAAGCUGGUGAACCGUUAGGUGUUGUAGUUGUUGAAUCCGGUUGGGGUUCCAUGCUGCCAACGGUUGUUAUUGCUAAUUUACAACCAAAUGGUGCUGCUUGUCGAUGUAAUCAUUUAAAUAUUGGUGAUCAGAUAAUUGCAAUUAAUGGCAUAUCAUUAGUAGGUCUUCCAUUAGCGUCAGCGCAACAAAAUAUUAAGGCAACGAAAACUUCUACAGCUGUAAAAUUAACAGUUGUUUCAAUGCCACCAGUUGUUGAAGUUCGAAUUCGACGUCCUGAUACUAAAUAUCAACUUGGUUUUAGUGUACAAAAUGGAGUGAUUUGUAGUUUAUUACGUGGUGGUAUAGCGGAACGUGGUGGAAUACGUGUUGGUCAUCGAAUUAUUGAAAUUAAUACACAAAGUGUUGUUGCAGUACCACAUGAACGAAUUGUUAAUAUGCUUGCAACAGCAAUUGGUGAGAUUCAUAUGAAAACAAUGCCCACAUCAAUGUUUCGUCUGCUCACCGGCCAAGAAGUGCCAAAUUAUAUUUGA
Messenger RNA from Cercopithifilaria johnstoni, 3735 nucleotides. Lineage: Eukaryota; Metazoa; Nematoda; Chromadorea; Rhabditida; Onchocercidae. The record is from the annotation of a GenBank genome assembly.